ACGCCGCCGGGACAUGCUCGCAGCCUGACUGACCGCAGGUGGCCGCCGCGCCCGGGACACGAAUGAAGAAACAGCUGCUCCUCCUGUUCACACACCGGGGACUCGUCAGCCGAGGGGGCCGCAGGGGGAAGCGUCGCCGAAAAUGGCCUCGUUCAGCAUCCGCGCCGCGCGUCCCGAGGACUGUCCCGACCUGCUGCGACUGAUCAAGGAAUUGGCGAAAUACGAGGACAUGGAGGACCAGGUGGUGCUAACUGAGAAAGGUACGGGGAAUGGAAGAGUUCGGUCGGUUGGCGGCCGAGUGACAGCGCCUGUGGCUCAGCUGCGUGUGCAUUCUGCUUUUCUAGAGCUGCUUGAGGAUGGUUUUGGCGAGCACCCUUUCUACCACUGUCUGGUUGCAGAAGUGCCGAAAGACCAGUGGUCGUCUGAAGAAACAUGCAUUGUGGGCUUUGCCAUGUAUUACUUCACUUACGAUCCGUGGAUUGGGAAACUGCUGUACCUUGAAGAUUUUUAUGUGAUGGCUGAGUACAGAGGACUUGGUAUUGGAUCAGAAAUUCUGAAGAACUUGAGUCAGGUGGCUGUGAAGUGCCGCUGCAGCAGCAUGCACUUCCUCGUCGCCGAGUGGAACGAGCCCUCCAUCAGGUUCUACAAGAGAAGGGGCGCCUCGGAUCUGUCCACCGAGGAGGGCUGGAGGCUCUUCAAGAUUGACAAGAAGUAUCUCUUGAAGAUGGCAGCAGAAGAGUGAGAGAUUAUUCCAGCAAAUAAAUGUUUUCUGCGAAUAUAUGUGCUCUCUGAAUAAACUUCUUGCUUUCUGUGUAUGUACAGUUUGUAGUGGAAUAAAGUAGUGUGGAUGCUAAUAAUGGCAGUGCAGGUGUGGUUAUAGAGUAAUGGUACUGUGAUCUGGAGCUGAGGCAGCUGUGAAGUUCAGUAUGUGCUUGUGUGCAUCCUUUACCAGUGUGGGCUUGUAAUCCCUGUAUAUGGAGACUUCAUUCUUGUAAGUGUCAUUCAAAUGUGUACAAUGUACACACUGGUAGGGUUUGUUUUAAUUCUUGUCUUUUAUAAAAAUAAAAUAGUGUUUUCACUUCA
Molecule: messenger RNA, 1083 nt
Organism: Passer domesticus (house sparrow)
Lineage: Eukaryota; Metazoa; Chordata; Aves; Passeriformes; Passeridae
Gene: SAT1
Product: spermidine/spermine N1-acetyltransferase 1
Exons: 5
Coding region: 143-742 (199 amino acids)
Molecular function (GO): spermidine binding; diamine N-acetyltransferase activity
Source: RefSeq, a predicted model, not a curated record